This is a messenger RNA of Lampris incognitus (smalleye Pacific opah), 2943 nucleotides long. It is a transcript of the gene pamr1a, whose product is annotated as peptidase domain containing associated with muscle regeneration 1a. Gene Ontology annotation, biological process: proteolysis. The transcript is spliced from 12 exons. The coding region runs from base 145 to 2655 and encodes 836 amino acids. Gene Ontology annotation, molecular function: serine-type endopeptidase activity; calcium ion binding. Lineage: Eukaryota; Metazoa; Chordata; Actinopteri; Lampriformes; Lampridae. The record is from RefSeq and is a predicted model, not a curated record.
CAUAAGGAGGAAAAGCUUUCUUUUUGCACGAAGAUAGAGAAUUCUCGAAUGAAAGCGAUGCCAUGUUUCCAGCAGACUCAAGAGGACCUGCAGGUAUGCUGUGCUAGUAAUGUUUAGAAGCUUUACCGUUGAGAAGAAGUUACAAUGAGUGUAGUUACUGACGUGCUUAACUUGAUCACAUGGAGAGUACCAAUGUCCUCUCUCUGGGACUCCAAACUGCACUGCCUCCUCUUCAUUUUCUGCCUCCAUGUGACAGCAUGGCCAGCUGAAGAGAGAGGAAACAAUUGCCCAAGUUCUGAGUGGAGCAGUAUGUGUCGGCCAUGUUGUGAAUAUCACCUGAUCAAGUGUAGAUGUCCUGCACAAGGGUCCCAGGUGGGCUACACUGUUCCCUGCUGCCGCAAUGCUCUAGAUGAGUGUGAUCCCUGCAUCAUCCACCCAGGCUGUAGCCUGUUUGAAAAUUGCAAAAGUUGUCACAAUGGAACAUGGCAAACCAAUGAUGACUUCUUCAUCAGAGGGAGAUUUUGCACAGACUGUAGACAAGGGUGGAGUGGAGGGGACUGCAGAUCAUGUGGUGGGGUUAUUCAGCGGGCCCAGGGUCACAUUGCCUUGGAAAGUUACCCAACAAAUGCCCGAUGUGAAUGGAGAGUACAAGUGCAGCAGGGCCACAGCAUUGAACUACGGUUCCCAAUGUUGAGUUUGGAGGCUGACCACAACUGUCACUAUGACUAUGUUGAAGUGCGUGAUGGUGCCAGUUUGAGCUCUCCAGUCAUUGGUCGAUUCUGCGGUGAGCAGGUGCCUCCUCUACUAAAAAGCUCGGGGAACAUGCUGCACAUCCUGUUUGUCUCAGAUGGCUACAACAACUUUAAUGGCUUUGUUUUUACUUUCCAGGGUAAUUCAGUGUGCAGUCCCUCCCCCUGUUUGCACCAUGGUACCUGCAUCAUGGACCCACUUCACUCCUUCCACUGUGUUUGCGUGGCUGGAUACACGGGGCAUCGAUGUGAGAAGAGUGAGAGUUUCUCGACAGCUCCAAUAACCGGGACCCAAGCCUGCGAGCCUCCAGAGGAGCCGGCGAAUGGACAUUUCCUGCCAGUAUAUGGAGUGGAAAACCAGCUCAUAUCUGUGAACUAUUUGUGUCACCCACCUUACAAACUGAUUGGCAGCCAACAGCGGAUCUGUCUGACUAAUGCUACAUGGAGUGGCUCAGUACCCACUUGUGUUAAAGUCAACAGGAAGGACAAAGUAAGCAGGAGGCGUUGUGCCCCACUACCAAAAGUGCCUAAUGGCUACUACAAACCUGCUGCUGCCCCAGCUGGAGGUGACACGAUUGAAUUCUUCUGUAAAAACUCUUACAUCCUGAGUGGAAACCACCUCAGCACUUGCCUUUUAAAUGGAUCCUGGAAUAGCAGGCCACCACAGUGUGUGAGAGCCUGUCAAGAGCCAAAAGUAUCUGACCUUGUGAAGCAGACGGUUGUGAAGCCUCACCCGUUAUUAAGGGAAAGACCAGACCUAAGACCCAGGCAUGAAUUAUAUGAUUUUCUGGCACCAAAUUUUAAUCCACUUACAUUAGAUAAGCAGCCUGAAAGAGAGGAGGCUGCUUUAGAGGAAUUGUCUCGUGGGUUUCAUCAUCUCUACACCAGCAUUGAAUACAAGUGUGCCUCUCCACUCUAUCAACACAAUGGCAGUCCCAGACGCACUUGUCUGAAGACUGGCAGGUGGAGUGGACGCCAUGUCUCCUGUUCACCAGUGUGUGGUAAAGUUUCAAAUUUUAGUGCACAGAAUCUUACAGAGACUCAUUGGCCGUGGCACGCAGCUGUAUAUAUCCGCUCACCUUCUGCUCCCGGUGACAAUGCCCAGAGAGAUCAUGUCUUGGCCUUCUCAGACAAGCAGGGGGCCACAGAGGAGUCAGCGUUCUGGUACUUGGCCUGCAGUGGGGCCCUAGUCACCCAGCGUGCUGUUGUGGUUGCAGCUCACUGUGUAGCAGAGCAGGACAAGCAGCACCCGCUUAAUCCGGCUCAUGUGAAGGUAGUCUUGGGCAGACAAUACCAAACCUCCCAGGAUCAGACAAAAGACCUGCAACGCCUGAGGGUUUCAAAUAUUUUGGUGCAUCCCAAUUACUAUUCCUCACUGGACUCAGAUCUGGCUGUGCUUAAACUUUUGGACAAGGCUAAAAUAAGUGAGAACGUGCUGCCAGUGUGUCUACCCAAAAUGCAAGGUGGAGAGAUCACAGCCCAGGAGGCCUAUGUUGCAAACUGGAUGGCAGUAUAUCACCAUGAGCACCCAACCCACUACCUAUAUCAAGGAGAGACAGAACUUGUUGAGUUGGGUGAUGUUACUCAUUGUGAAAGACAACUUGCUCAAAGAGGAAUUCAUACCGGAGUUUUUACUGACAAUGUAAUGUGUGUUAUCCGCAAACCUGCUGGUGCCGACAUCCCUUGCCCGACUGUUAUCUCUGGCAUUACAACCAUACCAUCUGUUUCUCCCUCACAAACACCUGCCACCAGACUUACCAAUAACCACCAAGCCCCAAGCACCGUCUGGGAAUUGCUUGGUUUGGAGAGUUUCAGCUAUGAGCAAAGGACCUGCCAUCCAGAAACUUACACAGGUCAGACACGGGUAGUCAACUUCCGAGACUGGAUAGAGGAAAACAUGAAAUAGCUGUCUACAUCAAUAAUGCAGCAGAAACCAUAUUUUCAGCUUUUAUCAUCUCAAUGGGUCCUCUAUUUCUGACUGCAGUCAGUUUGCACAAGAAGGAUCUGGGGUCUCAGUGAUGCUGGAAUUUAUUAAGGGAGGUGGCCCCAGUCUUGCGUUUCCCUGCUGGUACGUCUUCCAUGGCUUCGAUAUGAUGUUUGAACACACCAGUUAUCCUCGUUUUACACUUGCUAUACAUGUUGUACUCUGUGUGUUUGUACCAUGUGUACUGUGGUGUAAAGCAUAUCUACAGAA